Macaca mulatta (Rhesus monkey) is the source of this 679-nucleotide messenger RNA. RefSeq names its product dynein light chain Tctex-type 2B (gene DYNLT2B). Lineage: Eukaryota; Metazoa; Chordata; Mammalia; Primates; Cercopithecidae. The record is from RefSeq and is a predicted model, not a curated record. Gene Ontology annotation, molecular function: dynein intermediate chain binding. Gene Ontology annotation, cellular component: cytoplasmic dynein complex; cytoplasm. Gene Ontology annotation, biological process: microtubule-based movement.
GGCGGGGCGGGGCGGGGCGCUCGCGGGCUUCAGCCAGGCCGGAAGGCGGCCUUGUUGCCCUGGAGACGCUUUCCCAGCUGCCGGCGGCUGCCGCAACCCGCCAGGCCUUCGUCGCGAGCGACGCCCGGACCGAGAAGCCCCGGCCAUGGCCACGUCCACCGGGGUGUCCUUCUUGGUGGGCGACGGGGUGCCCGAGGCUGAGAAGAACUCGGAGCCGGAGAACACCUAUAUUCUGCGGCCUGUUUUCCAGCAGAGGUUCAGGCCCUCUGUGGUGAAAGACUGUAUCCAUGCUGUGCUCAAGGAGGAACUGGCAAAUGCUCAAUAUUCUCCAGAAGAAAUGCCUCAGCUCACAAAACAUUUAUCAGAAAACAUUAAAGAUAAAUUAAAAGAAAUGGGAUUUGACCGAUACAAAAUGGUGGUGCAAGUAGUGAUUGGAGAACAAAGAGGUGAAGGAGUAUUCAUGGCUUCUCGCUGUUUCUGGGAUGCUGACACUGACAACUAUACUCAUGAUGUUUUCAUGAAUGACAGUUUGUUCUGCGUUGUAGCAGCAUUUGGCUGUUUCUACUACUGAGUGAAUCUUUGAAAAGCUGGGAAAAGACAUGACCAUGAAGAAAUCUGAACUUUUUAAUAUUGUUAAAUAUCUUGACAAAAUAAAGAUGUUACUAGUUUGACAACUGAA